This is a messenger RNA of Lagopus leucura (white-tailed ptarmigan), 3390 nucleotides long. RefSeq names its product fatty acyl-CoA reductase 1 (gene FAR1). Gene Ontology annotation, cellular component: peroxisome. Gene Ontology annotation, biological process: long-chain fatty-acyl-CoA metabolic process. The record is from RefSeq and is a predicted model, not a curated record. Gene Ontology annotation, molecular function: alcohol-forming very long-chain fatty acyl-CoA reductase (NADP+) activity. NCBI's taxonomy places the organism in Eukaryota, Metazoa, Chordata, Aves, Galliformes, Phasianidae. Bases 225 to 1772 code for a protein of 515 amino acids. The transcript has 12 exons.
CAACCACUUGUCAUGGCUGCAUGGUCAUGGCCAUGCACAUAGCGAGACUGAAAAGUGAGCUGAUUUCUUAAAUGGAAUGAGUCUUCAAGGAAUUGAACAAACUGUGAUGGGGCAGUUUUAUGAUCUGGAAUGACUGUAGUGACUCUGUGGGACUCUAUGGAAUGUGGUGGGGAGGAAAGAACAAGUUUUUAAGUACUGAUUACUAGCACCAAUAUCUGGUCAUAAUGGUUUCCAUACCUGAAUAUUAUGAAGGAAAGAAUGUUCUUCUGACUGGAGCUACGGGCUUCAUGGGAAAAGUGCUUCUGGAAAAACUGCUCAGAUCUUGUCCUAAAGUCAAAGCAGUGUAUGUAUUGGUAAGACCCAAAGCAGGGCAGACACCAGAAGCACGAAUAGAGGAAAUAACCAGCUGUAAGCUCUUUGACAGGUUGAGAGAGGAGCAGCCAGACUUCAAAGAAAAAAUUAUAGUGAUUACAAGUGAACUUACUCAGCCUGAACUGGACCUUAGUGACCCAGUCAAGGAAAAACUUAUAGAAUGCAUUAAUAUUAUAUUUCAUUGUGCUGCUACAGUCAGAUUCAAUGAAACACUAAGAGAUGCCGUUCAGUUAAAUGUGCUUUCCACAAAGCAGCUCCUUUCUUUGGCACAGCAAAUGACAAAUCUAGAAGUAUUCAUGCAUGUUUCCACUGCAUAUGCAUAUUGCAAUCGAAAACAUAUUGAGGAAAUUGUUUAUCCACCUCCUGUUGAUCCCAAGAAGUUGAUGGAUUCUCUUGAGUGGAUGGAUGAUAGCCUAGUAAAUGAUAUUACUCCUAAACUUAUAGGUGACAGGCCUAACACCUACACAUAUACGAAAGCCUUAGCUGAAUAUGUAGUACAGCAAGAGGGUGCAAGACUAAACACUGCCAUUAUAAGGCCAUCUAUUGUUGGUGCUAGCUGGAAGGAGCCUUUUCCUGGAUGGAUUGAUAACUUCAAUGGACCUAGUGGUCUCUUCAUUGCUGCAGGAAAAGGAAUUCUUCGAACAAUGAGAGCUUCCAAUGGUGCAGUAGCAGAUCUUGUUCCAGUAGAUGUUGUUGUCAAUAUGACACUGGCUGCAGCUUGGUAUUCUGGAGUUAAUAGACCAAGAAAUAUCAUGGUAUAUAACUGUACAACAGGUGGCACCAACCCUUUCCACUGGAGUGAAGUUGAGUACCAUGUAAUUUCUACUUUCAAGAGGAAUCCUCUCGAACAGGCCUUCAGACGGCCCAAUGUAAAUCUAACUUCCAAUCACCUUUUAUAUCAUUACUGGAUUGCUGUAAGCCAUAAGGCCCCAGCAUUCCUGUAUGAUAUCUACCUCAGGAUUACUGGAAGAAGUCCAAGGAUGAUGAAAACAAUAACACGUCUGCAUAAGGCAAUGGUAUUCUUAGAAUACUUUACAAGCAAUUCUUGGAUCUGGAAUACUGAAAAUAUGACUAUGCUGAUGAAUCAACUAAGCCCUGAAGACAGAAAGACUUUUAAUUUUGAUGUUCGACAACUACAUUGGGCAGAAUACAUGGAAAACUACUGCAUGGGAACAAAGAAAUACGUGUUGAAUGAAGAAAUGUCUGGCCUCCCUGCUGCUAGGAAACAUUUAAAUAAGUUAAGGAAUAUACGCUAUGGAUUCAAUACAAUUCUGGUGAUCCUGAUUUGGCGCAUCUUUAUUGCAAGAUCACAAAUGGCAAGAAAUAUCUGGUACUUUGUGGUUAGUCUGUGCUACAAGUUCCUCUCCUACUUCAGAGCCUCCAGUACUAUGAGAUACUGAAGAACAAGAAUUUAGCAUUAGGGCAUCUAUGCAUAGAGCAGCAGUCUAACUACACAAAGUCUGUUACAUGUAAUCAUCUCACAUUUUGUAAAAACAUUAUUUUAAAUUGGAGUGCAAAAUACAUAGUAUGGUGUAUGUAAAGUUAGUUAUAUAUCUUCCUGAAAACAGAAAAUAAAAUGUUCAAGUGCCAGGCUGAAUUGACUUUAGGCAAGUAUCUAACUUUUUAACCUGAGCAGAACAUUUUAGACCACUGACCAACGUAACUGUGCAGUUCGGGACAUUUUUGAUUGAAAUCUGCCUUAACAUAAUUUUAUUUUUAUUCCACAUUGAGAAAGGUGAAUAUUGAUACAAGAUUUGCUAGUUACUGUAGACCUAUUUAUUUGAAAUCCUGCUAAAUUGCAAAGGGUUUUACAGUUGCCGCAGUGCAUAAAUGCUGGUGGAUCUCCUGGAAAAACUAUUUUUGCCACUUCUUGUCUUCUCAAAGUAAGAUUGUAAUGAUGACUACUUGUCUUUACGAGAAAGUCCCCUCCCUUUGUUACAGAAAGGCCUUUUGUGUGAUCUGGUUUUAGGUGUGAUUCAGUUUCAUGCUCAAAAUUGACCCCAUCCUACUUGAGUUUAUGUCAGCAUGACCAAUUUGCUUUUCUGAAAGCAGAAUUGAUCCUAUCAUUGAAUAGAUAAAAGGAAUAUAACCCUGAGGGGGAAAAAGUGAUCAUUCACCAUCCUUUUUUUUUUUUUUUGUUGGUAACACAGAGCCAGCACUUGAUUGUUACAGUUCUGACUCCAAAACGUAAAUGUAUUUGAAAGGAGUUUAUUAUGCUUGAUAGUUAUUCAUAGUACUGGUAACUGUAGUUGGACAAACUGUAGGGUUUUGUUGAGAUAUACCUGUUCGUAAAUUUCUGCAUGGUGUUAGUGAGUACUUCAUGAAUGAAUAAUUCUUGAAAUUAAGCGAUGAAAAACUCCAUGCAUGCAUAACACCAUUGCCUAAGCACUCUUUCUCAUUUUUGCCCCAAUAAAACCUUUGUUUUGCUGGGCAAGCAGAACAAGAAGCAUCGUGCUUCAGAAUGGAAAUAUCUUAACAGUUCUUCUAUGAUUUAGUUUAAAUUAUUAGGUUUAAACAUGAAGUGUUUUGCUGCAUUUAAUUCAUUCUGGUAGGUAAAACUCAUCAAAAUAGCAAGUUGUAAGAAAAGACUGAAUUCCUGUUUAAGGCAAUAAGUAAAGGUCCCUUGAAAUUUUUGUUACAUAGAACUCUACUUAAGAACAGUCAUUUUCCUCUUAUUGAUGCACUGACCAGCACCCUUGCCCAGUGUUUUUCAUUAAAAUCAGUUUAUACUGUAUGUUAAUAUGUUCUUGAAUCUGCUUGAAAAAACAAAUAAUGACUUAAUUACACAAGAGCUAAAUUAUACUUGCCCUUGGUAGUUGUCCUAUUUGAAUUAAGUAUGUAAAGAACUUAUUUUGCUAUUCUUGUGGAAACUCCUUACUUUAAGGAGAACACCUUUCAUGCAGGUGUAUAUCUCAUUUUGAAAAGACAAUGGCUUCCUUGUUGAAGCUAAGUAUUCUGUAGUAAGUAGUUAAGCUGUAAUUCCUUUUUAAAAUGAUCCGUGUAUGUGUACACACACAC